Molecule: messenger RNA, 592 nt
Organism: Saccostrea cuccullata (small rock oyster)
Lineage: Eukaryota; Metazoa; Mollusca; Bivalvia; Ostreida; Ostreidae
Product: bolA-like protein 2
Exons: 3
Coding region: 12-287 (91 amino acids)
Biological process (GO): intracellular iron ion homeostasis
Cellular component (GO): cytosol; nucleus
Molecular function (GO): 2 iron, 2 sulfur cluster binding
Source: RefSeq, a predicted model, not a curated record
GUAAAACUAUCAUGACUAUCGGCAUGUCGAGCACCGAGCACAUUGAAGAAAAAUUAAAAUCUUCGCCGGAGCUGGCUGAAUUGACCCAUUUGGAGGUGGUAGACAUGUCAGAUGGAUGUGGGGCCAAAUUUCAGACUGUGAUUGUGUCCUCAAAGUUUGAAGGACUCCCUCUUCUUCAAAGACACAGAUUGGUGAAUAAGGUCUUAGAAGAGGAACUGAAAGUGAUCCAUGCUUUUCAGAUGAAGACCUUGACACCUGAACAGUGGGAGAAAGCAAAAUCCUCAUGAUAGGGGUCAGGAGAGUGUUUGAUGUGGUGGGGUGUUACCCAAGGACUGUGAAAGACAUGGAAGUGGACUAAAAUCUGUUACUACACACAACAAAUUUAGAAAGAACAAUAUUGUUUUCUUACAUUUUUGUAUUAUGAAAUUCUUAUAGUGAAUCUUAUCUCAAAGAGUAAGGGUAAGCCACACAUUUCUUGCUCUUUGCUGCGGCUCUAAAGAUGCAUGUAGUUCUACAUAUACAGAGAAAGUAUGUUUAGGAACACAAUUGCUUUAGUGUUCUUUUAAGUGAAAUAAAUUAUAUAAGAAUUAUU